Messenger RNA from Effrenium voratum, 1323 nucleotides. The record is from the annotation of a GenBank genome assembly. NCBI's taxonomy places the organism in Eukaryota, Dinophyceae, Suessiales, Symbiodiniaceae.
CUAACCUGGCCCUGCUCACCCCCUCCCCCAACAGGGCGCUCUUCGACAUUUGCCAUGCGGUGGAGCCGCCGAAGGCGGCGCGUGCGCCGGUGGCAAGCGGCGAAAGCCACCAAGCGGCAGCGCCCGAGGCUCAAGCGCGGCCGGCAGCUGCAGGACUCUCCGGGGCUCUUCUUCAUGGACACCAACCCCGACUGCUCGCUCUACAGCCUUCCCGAGCCAGGAGCGCCUGCCCAACCGCUCGCAGUGGAAGCAGCCGGAGAGAGCGAGGAGCCAAAAGUUCAGUCGGAAGAUGAGAAGCCUCGCCAGAAGUUGGCCUUCACAGUUGUCCCCAGCACGGAAGCCCAGGUGCCCAAGGACAAGGACGCGCCGGAGGCGGCACCGAAGGCGGCACCGGAGGCGGCGCCGGAGGCGGCACCGGAGGCGGGCGAAGAGCUGCCAGAGCUGGCGGCCCUGGACGCGUACCGGCGCCAGGCGCUGAGCUGUGACCCCUUGGAGGCACGGAGGCGAUCGGCAAAAGCCUUCUUCCAGCUGAACCGCUACUAUGGGGAGGAGCACGCGCAAAGGAUGCCUGCGCAGAGUGCCCUGCGCACCGACGAUGGCUACCUCACUCGGCUCGGUGCGAAGCAUCUCUGCAUGGUUUGCUUCAACGGUGGCCACCGCGCCAGCCACUGCCCGGAGAGCAGGUGCUGGAUUUGCUUCGCAACCGGCCACAACGUGAAACGAUGCCCUCGUGCCCGGGAGAAGUGCGACCUGUGCUGGCGCAAGGGCCACGGGGCUGCGCAGUGCCCACAGGAGGCGCUGAGAUCUGCGCGGUUUGGGCCCUGGCACGGCCUCCGCUGUGCUGCCUGCCGGGGUGAAGGGCACCUCAUGUGUGACGGCAGUGGCGUGGUGAAGACGUGGCAGGAUGAUUCCGCGCCGGAGGAGUCGCAGUCAUGCGUCGAUGAGUCGCAAAAGGCCUGGCAGGUUUCCGCGGAGCUCCUUGGCUCCAGAGGCGUCCGGUGGGAAGGUCAACACCUGACAAGUCGGAGCUGGGAGAGGUGGGAAGAGAAAGAGUGGUGCAAGGAGAAGGACUGGAGCUCCUGGAAGUGGAAGACGCACAGCUCGGGCUCGCGUUCCCACGCAGCAAGUCACCAUGGCCGGCACGGAGCCAACAACAAGCACUGGAGGCACGGCUCGGUGCCUUCCAUGCGGAUCCGAGAUAAGCCCUCGGCACGGUCUGUGCAGCGAGCCCGUCAGAAGAAUGAACGCAGACGGUGAGUGAGCCGCGCAGACUUUGACUUCCAGAUAUGACUUGAAAGUGAGCCAAGGCUGGCAUUUGUUUGC